AUGGCGGAGGCACGAGUGGUAGAGGAACUGCCCGAGUCUCGGCUCGGCACCAAGGAGCACUGGGACAGUGUCUAUGAGCGCGAGGUCGACACGUACAAAGCAAUCGGCGACGAAGGCGAAGUGUGGUUUGGCGAGGACAGUGUGGAGCGCAUGAUUGCGUACCUGGUCGAGUUUCUCGAGGAGGAUCCGUUUAAGCAGCCUCCCUUUGUGCUGGAUCUCGGUACUGGCAACGGCCACCUCCUUUUCUCGCUGCUGGACGCGCGCGAUGAGCUGGGCGACGAAGCGCUCGAGCCGGCGCGUCUGUGCGGCGUCGACUACUCGCCUGCCUCAGUCAAGCUUUCGCAAGCCAUCGGCGCGACGCGCGGCGAAGGAUGCGACGCGGUGAUUUUUGAAGAGGCAGACCUGCGCGACCCCGCGACGGUCUUGACGCUGAAGCAGAGUGGGAACGAUGGCCUCGGCUGGGACAUUGUGUGCGACAAAGGCACGUUUGACGCUAUUGCGCUCUCGUCGCAGCCUGUGAAUGGCAAGCUGCCUGUGGAUCUCUAUGUGGAAGCGGUGGCGGCGCUGACCCGCCCCCAAAGCGAGCAUGCCCUCUCGGGUAUCUUUUUCAUUACCAGCUGCAACUUUACUCAAGAGGAGUUGGAGCGUAAAUUUUUGCCCGCCGGUACGUUUAUUCUUCUCAUGCCAGGUUUUGCGGUGGAGCACGUCGUCCCCGCGCCGACCUUUAUGUUUGGUGGCCAGCAAGGCUCCACCGUCACGACCGUGGCCUUCCGAAGGGCACCAUAG
Messenger RNA from Malassezia japonica, 786 nucleotides. RefSeq names its product N-acetylphosphatidylethanolamine-hydrolyzing phospholipase D (gene EFM4). Bases 1 to 786 code for a protein of 261 amino acids. Gene Ontology annotation, molecular function: protein-lysine N-methyltransferase activity. NCBI's taxonomy places the organism in Eukaryota, Fungi, Basidiomycota, Malasseziomycetes, Malasseziales, Malasseziaceae. Gene Ontology annotation, cellular component: cytoplasm. The transcript has 6 exons. The record is from RefSeq and is a predicted model, not a curated record.